AUGUCCGUGCGGAGAGCACAGAGAAACCUGAGACCGCUUUCAGACCCAAGUUGGUUCAAGGUGGGCAUGAUGCAGCGAGAGCUGCGCCGAUCAGUUAUCCUGACGAGGGAGCUCCCUGUUGGAGGGCUCCUCGCCAAUGGAAAGUAUGAGAUCCUGGAGACGCUGGGCUCUGGCUCCAGCGGCAUCACGUACAAGUGCAAGGAUCUGGAGACCCAGAAGGAGGUGGCGGUGAAGGCGUUGUCCCUGCGCUCCCUGCGCUCCUGGAAACAGCUGGACCUGUUUGAGAGGGAGGCCGCCGCGCUAAAGGGCCUGCGUCACCCCGGGAUCCCCCAGUACCUGGGAUACUGCGAGGAGGACACGCCCGACGACCGCCGCUUCCUGCUCAUCCAAGAGCUGGCGCCGGGCAAGUCGCUGGCGGAGCUGGUGCGCAGUGGCUGGUCCCCCAGCGAGGAGCAGGUGUUGCGCGUCGCGCGAGAGGUGCUGGCGGUGCUGGCCUACCUCGCCGACCGCCGCCCUGCCGUGGUGCAUCGCGACGUCAGCCCCUCCAACAUCGUCGCGCAGCGUGGGGACGCAGAUGGCCGCUUGUCCCUGGUGGAUUUCGGAGGCGUGCAGGCCGUCGCCGCGGGGGCGGGGGAGGAUAGCGACGGCCUAGGGUCGGGCUUCCUCCCCGGCAGCACGGUGGUGGGCACCUAUGGCUUCAUGGCCCCGGAGCAGUUUGCGGGGGGUGCCUCCCCCGCCUCCGACCUGUACGGCCUGGGCGCCACGCUGCUCUUCCUGCUGACGGGGCGCGCGCCCGUGGCGUCCGACCGCAUGCGCGUCAGCACGCGCGCCACCGCCAUGUCGCCGCGCCUGCGCGCGCUGGUGGAGGGCCUGCUGGAGCCCAUGGCCGAGGACCGGCUGAGCGUGGAGGAGGCGCAGGAGAUCCUGGAGGGCGGACGGGCGCGCGCGGUGGGGGCGCGGAAGCGGGACGACGCCGAGGCCGGGCGGCCAGCGGGCAGCAGGGUCCAGGUCACGCGCCGCGGGCCGCGCCUGGAGAUCGACAUCCCGCCGCCCGGGUUCUCUGGCGACUCGCUGCCCAGCGCCGCCUUUGCUUUGGCCUGGAACGCGUUUGUGGCUUUCUGGACGGUGAGCGCGUUGGCGGGAGGCGGCAUCCUCUUCGCCCUCUUCUCCCUGCCCUUCUGGGCGGCAGGAUUGAAACUCUCCAGAGCGGCCCUGGCCGGCCAGUUCCUCAGAGAGCGGCUCCAGAUAGGGCUGAAGAAGUGGAAUGUCAAGCAGCAGCUGGCCCUGUUCCGCGGUGGCCAGCCUCAGUGGGACGGCUCCGGCGUCAAAGAGGUGGGCGGACGCUCCAGCGACCUCUCCCGCGCCGGCCUGGUGGUGGCGGGGUACGUGAAUGGUCAGCCCCAGACCCAGCUCGUCCUCCAGGAAGGCACACGCAAGGUGGUCCUGGGUGAGGGCCUGGGGCUGGAGGAGCAGGAAUGGCUGUCGCGGCUGAUCAACACCCACCUGGCGGCCAAUCGGGAGCUGCGGGGGGAGGAGCCGCUGCCGGAGCCCCGGCCGCGGGGCAGGCGGGGCUGGAUGGCAGACAUGGAGGAGCGGAUGGCCACCUUCUCGGAGGACCUGAGCUCCACCUUCAACCAGGGCCGCUCCUUCCUGGUGGAUGUCGAGGACAGGGCGCAGCGUGAGGCCCAGCGUGCACAGCGCGCCGCCCGCCAGGCUCAGCGCGGCGCGGAGGAGGGGGCCCGGCGCGCGCGGGGCGAGGCUGAGGCCGCCGGCCGUGCGGCGAGGCGCUUCGGCAAGGACCUCGGCCCACGAGUGAGUCCCACUGGCACCAUCGACGUCGACUUUGACGUGCUGGACGAUGAGUGA
Messenger RNA from Auxenochlorella protothecoides, 1866 nucleotides. Its product is annotated as Serine/threonine-protein kinase D. Lineage: Eukaryota; Viridiplantae; Chlorophyta; Trebouxiophyceae; Chlorellales; Chlorellaceae. The record is from RefSeq and is a predicted model, not a curated record. The coding region runs from base 1 to 1866 and encodes 621 amino acids. Gene Ontology annotation, molecular function: protein serine/threonine kinase activity; ATP binding. Gene Ontology annotation, biological process: protein phosphorylation. The transcript has 7 exons.